AUGCCGCGACUACAAGAGCCACUACAACAUCGACCAGUACAAGCUUGGCCAGUAGGAACACAAACUAUUGGGCCGUGUUUCGUAGAGUCAAAAAAAAUCGAUCUUGCAAAUGCACAUCAUCCAUUAGGAUUCGUGCCUACACUAAUCGAUCAUAAUCCUUCAAACGAUAAUGGUAAAGAUUUUGAAGUUUGGGAAAGUCAAGCAAUUGCCAGGUAUCUUGAUUCUUCAUAUCUAAAAUGGCCUGGUCAUGACGUUUCGAAUAAAUUUACCAAUGCCAAAGUUGAUAUGAUGAUCAAUUUGGCUUCCAAUCAUGUCUUUCCAGCAGUAGAACAUGGUGUCGUUAAAGUUCGAUUAGCUCUCGAAGAACAAGGAAAGACCGACAAGGAUAUUGUAGACGCUGUAGCUGAAGGAAUUUCAAAGUUAAAGAAGAUCUUUUCUGUUGUUGAAACCUUCUUGUGUCAACAAGAUGGACGUUGGGUAAUAGGGCAAAGCUUGACAUGGGCGGAUUUCUUUCUUUAUCCACCAUUAGCUGAUCUAAAGGCUGUUUCUGAAGGAAUAGUGCUAAAUGAUUUUCCAAGGUUAAAAACAUGGAUGGACGAAAUGGAAGGACUAGAUGCAUGCAAGAAGACGUACGAAGGAACAUUAGCAAAUGAGAGGUGGCAGUAA
Didymodactylos carnosus is the source of this 666-nucleotide messenger RNA. Lineage: Eukaryota; Metazoa; Rotifera; Eurotatoria; Philodinida; Philodinidae. The record is from the annotation of a GenBank genome assembly.